GCCAUCCCACUCAUAACGUAGAAACCAGUUGUUUUGUUGCUUUUCUGUUGAGACUGAGAGGACGUACACGUUGUCCAUUCUUAUAAUUCAAAAUGAGCAAUCUGGCGAGAAUGUCACCCUUGCAGUUUGUCCAUGUUUUGGACUUGAAUAAAAACCUGAUGCGGUUGGAAGUUGGUCCUCAAACUCUGCUCCUGAAGACUAAUGAAAAGCUAAUCACUGGGCCAAUGCCCAUGAUUGUCAUUCCUCCAGGGUCUUAUUGUGAAAUCAGUGACCCAGUGAAAGCUUAUGUUCAUGGAGAAAAGUGUGAGCUUUUACUAGGUCAGACGAAGAUCAAAUUCCAUGGCAAACCUUUCCCACUCUAUCCUGGUGAGUGGCUGAAAGCUGCUCCUGAUUUUGCUCGGGGGUUAACAAACUAUAGCGCAGCGGUCAAAAGCCUACCAGUUGUCCCUGAAAACCAUGGGAUCAGACUACGGGCCAUUUUGGAUCAUGACGACAGUGGGACUUUCAGAAAUGCAGGAGACAUAUGGCAGCUGAAAGGCCCCAUGACCUACAAACCAAGACCUGAAGUGGCUAUUGAGGGGAUUGAUGCCCCCAAAAUCAUUAAAAAGGGACAAGUUUUGAAGCUGAAAGCUACCCAAGGAACGAUUGAUGCGUCUGGAAAGCAGAGAGUGACAGGAGAGGAGUGGCUUGUCAAGGAGCCAGGAGCUUACCUACCAGGUGUUUUUGAAGAGCCUGUUAUUUUGGACAAAGUGGUUACCUUAACCCAUGAUACAGCAUUACACUUGAAAGCAACCCAAAACAUUGUUGACCUGCUUGGUAAGCCCAGGAAAACAGGAGAUGAGUGGUUACUGACAAGUGCCUCCUCACCAGAGUACUCCACCCAGAUUGGUGUGGAAGUAGUGGCCACCUUGAAGAUAACUGUGGUGAAGAAAGGCCAGUAUGCUGUUGUCUUGAACCCAGUGGACAAGGAUGGAAAACCUCAACUGGGAAAACGAGUUCUCAAGGUUGGGCUGUGCAGAUUUUUUUUGCAUCCAGGUGAAAAACUUGAAUUUGGCAAGAUCCAAGAUGCAAGAGUGCUGUCUGAGGAUGAUUCUGUUGUCCUUCAAGCUUUGGACAAAUUUAUUGAUACUGUGGGUGAAGCAAAAGUGAAGCGUGAACCAGGUGACAAAUGGCUCAUCAAAGGCCCAAUGAUCUACAUACCACCAAUCCAUGUGAAAAUUGUUAAGCAGAGGAAAAAAAUUCCACUGAGCAAAAAUGAAGGAGUGUAUAUUCAAGACGCACAUUCAGGAAGGGUUCGCUUGGUGAUGGGCCCCUGUGCUUACAUGCUGACUGCCACGGAGGACCUUUGGCAGAAGGAACUUAGUAAUGAAACAGAAAACCUACUCAGACAUGGUGGUGGCUCUGGAGAGGGUGAUAUCAGGAAGCUUGCUUACUAUGAGCAGUCUAUUGACCCAAUGAACGCUGAGGGACGGGACAAAACGAAGGUUGUCACUUACAGAUGUCCCAGCAAUACAGCUGUGCAGGUUUACGACUACCUGCAGAAGACAGCACGAGUGAUCUUUGGACCCGAUCUCGUUGUUUUGGGGCCUCAUGAAAACUUUAACGUUUUGAGUCUGAGCGCUGGCAAACCAAAGCUGCCCAAUGCACUGAAAUCAUUGUGCCUCAUGCUUGGUCCAGAUUUCAUUACUGACGUUAUUGAGGUGGAGACUUCUGAUCAUGCCAGAUUGCGUAUUCGCCUUGCCUUUAACAACUAUUUUGAUGUGGACAAAACAGACCUGGAGAGUACUCGCAAAAUAUUUUCAGUGCCUGAUUUCAUCGGAUUUGCCUGUCGUCAGAUAGCUAGCCGUAUCCGUGCCUCGGUUGCAUUGAUUACUUUUGACGAGUUCCACCGCCACUCUGCCCAGCUCAUACAAGCAGCAGUGUUUGGGAAGCAGCAGUCUUUGAGAUUUGAUGUGAACAAUCUGGUUAUCAGUGGCAUUGAUGUUCAGAGCAUUGAACCCUCUGAUGCCAAGAUGAGAGACAGUUUGAGCAAAUCAGUGCAGCUUGCUAUUGAAAUUGCUACAAAUUCUAUUGAAGCAGCUGCAUCACAUGAAGCUCAAAGGGAAGAACAGAUUGCCAAAGGGCACCUGGAGAGACAAAUUUUGGUAACGGAGAAAGAGUCUGAGCGAGAAAGGGCAAAAUUGUACGAGCUGAGGGCCUUGGCAUCAGCUGUUGAAUCCACGGGACAGGCCAAGGCUGAGGCUCAAGCCAAGGCUGAGAGAUUCCUCAUCGAGUGCCAGAGUCAGAUUGAUGCUGCCAGACUGAAGGCUGAAGCCUCACAGAUAGAGCAUGAUGCCAAGCUACAGUUUGAGAAUAAGCUGCGGAGGCAAACAUUGGACUAUCAGAAGAAAAUGAACUCUAUCACCAUUGGCAAAGAGAAUGCAUUUGCACAACUUGAGACUAACAAGUUCCGUCAAAUGGUUCAAACCCUUGGGACUGAUACCCUUGUUGCCAUAGCAAAUGCAGGACCUGAAAGUCAGGUGAACUUGCUGAAAGGUCUAGGCCUCGAGAGCGUCUUGCUGACUGAUGGUAACAGCCCGAUCAACCUUCUGAACACUGCUUCUGGCCUGGUUGGGGGGCAGAACCCUCAAGAAUAACUCCCGACGUCUUGCUGUGAUGUUGAACUCUUUAUUUGUUGAGUACAGACUGUGAAUAUAGUCAACUCUUAAUGAUAUAAAUGUCUUGUUGAACUCUUUAUUUGUUGAGUACAGACUGUGAAUAUGAUCAAUUCUUAAUGAUAUAAAUGUCUUGUUGAACUCUUUAUUUGUUGAGUACAGACUGUGAAUAUGAUCUGUUCUUAAUGAUAUAAAUGUUUUGUUGAACUCUUGAUUUGUUGAGCACAGGCUGUGAAUAAGAUCAAAUGUUAUAAAUAUCCUGUUCAAAUCUCUGUUUUUGAAGAUGGAUUGAAUAAGAUCAAAUGACGUACAUGUUUCUUUCAGACUUUUCUUUAAUUGGAAUUGGACUUUAACUUUAGACUAGAUUUUAAGUAUUUUGUAGAACUUUCGAGGUUUGUUGAAUUUUUUGUGCAGUGAGUCACAGACUGAUUCAAAGUCAAUAGUAUAAACAUAAUUGAAAUGAUUGAGUGUACUGUUAUGACCUUCAUUAGAAGGAAAUAGAGGCCAUGAAAAUUGUAGUGGAAUUCAUAUUGCAGGCAAGCUGGUCAACUGGUCUACGCCCAGAAAACGAAAUUUUCCUAGAGAUAAAGUAAAUCUGUUGAAAAAUUGCACCUACAUUGUGUAUCUUUUCUUGCUUUUUUCAACUUUUAGAAAUCAAAUUUGGACAAAUGUUUUUCGGUCACAUGCAAGGUACACAACAGAUUAAGAAUCAGUAAAUAAAAAUUUGUAUCAUAAUUUUAGGCUAACUUUACCUGAACAGCUGGCUAGCGAUAAUGGGGAUUGGACUCCUCUUUUUUACCUCGCUGUGCAUUCAUUAAUCAUUACAAUUAGUUUCCUUUUGAGUGGAUUCCUUUCAAUCAAUUUGUUUUUUGUUUAUUUUUAUUUGGCUAUAUGUUGUGUGUAUGUACUGUUAUUGUUCUGGAGUGCAAUUAUUAGGAUUUAUUUGGCUUUCUUUUUUAUUACAACAAUGAAACAAAAUGAAUUUGUUACAGUUUUUUGUAAUAGUUCUAUUAUGUUUGUAUAAAAUUUGCCAUAAAGGAUAAUUGUUUCGAACAUUUCACAAUAUUUUAGGCCUCCUAAUGCCAAUAUAACAUUUUGAAGUUUUGAUAUUUGAAUAAUUUUUAUUAUAUCUUCCUCUUGCCACAUUGCUGUUAGUUGAUGAACUUUCCCAGCUCUUCAAGGGCUUAGUUCUACUCUGCGAUGGAUCCUAGUCUGUUGAGUUCUUUGUGUAGGAGCAAAUACUGUCCUCAUAAAGUAUGAUAAAGGUCAACUUAGAGUCAGAUCGAAUUCUUACCUUCUCUCUUUCUUUUCUGAAAACAUGUGUCACACUUGGUAAAGUGUUUCAAACUCAUAGCAUUUUUUCUCUUGGGUAGGUAUUUAUUUGUGUGUGUGUGUGUGUGUGUGUGUGUGUGUGUGUGUGUGAGAGAGCAUAUUUGGCAAUAAAGACAUAAAGACA
Aplysia californica (California sea hare) is the source of this 4110-nucleotide messenger RNA. Its product is annotated as major vault protein. The record is from RefSeq and is a predicted model, not a curated record. NCBI's taxonomy places the organism in Eukaryota, Metazoa, Mollusca, Gastropoda, Aplysiida, Aplysiidae. Gene Ontology annotation, cellular component: cytoplasm; nucleus.